AGUGUGUAUUUGUCUUCCCAUCUCGAAUGCUCGCGGUGGAACCACUCAUACUUCGAUUCAAGAAACGUGGACGAACGCCCUCGCUUGAGCUUGCUGAAGAGGGCUCUUUUCCCUCGGGUGUGGUUGUGAACGAACCUGAUGAUGUUGCUGGUGAGCCAACGCGGAAACGAACUCGAGUUUUUCGCAAGGUAAAAGAGGAGCCAGUCUCUCUCACCAGCGCUCAACGCUCUAAUAUCAUUGACGUUGACCUCGAGGACUCAGGCAGCAUCAGACGGUCGACGAAGCGACGAAUCUCUAAUGUGAGCACGAGCUCCCAAGAUCCCCAAGAAGAAGAUGACGUGGCAUGCUACUAUGUCGAGGAAAGUGCCAACUACCCCGGUCCAGAGCUCGCUGAUGCCGUGGACCUCAGUGAGUGGUGGGCAGCGAUUAUCGCCGACUGGGGUGACCCCAAAAAGCUUGGUGUCGGAAGAUGUACGGUGAAGUUGAGCCCGGAGUUGCUCCUUGGUGGACGGACGAUGAAUCUCAGCGCCUCUGAUGGAGCGGUGUCUCAGCAGCGAGAUGCAUUGGACUUGUCACCGCUUCACAAGGCACCAACUGUUGGAUAUGUCCCCAUGAGUAAAGUUGACGGCUUUCAAGGCAUAGCUGCGGCGUUUCGAGCGUACAACUCGCACGUUACGUAUCAAACAGAAGAGGACGACUGGGCAGAGAUAGAACGGAAGUAUCUAAGCUGAUGACCUCUGACAAUCACUGCUAUCUUCAACGUACAGUGUAUAA
This is a messenger RNA of Perkinsus marinus ATCC 50983, 774 nucleotides long. RefSeq lists its product as hypothetical. NCBI's taxonomy places the organism in Eukaryota, Perkinsozoa, Perkinsida, Perkinsidae. The record is from RefSeq and is a predicted model, not a curated record. Bases 27 to 731 code for a protein of 234 amino acids. The transcript has 7 exons.